Cucumis melo (muskmelon) is the source of this 1557-nucleotide messenger RNA. Its product is annotated as probable protein phosphatase 2C 8. The record is from RefSeq and is a predicted model, not a curated record. The coding region runs from base 141 to 1181 and encodes 346 amino acids. Gene Ontology annotation, cellular component: cytosol; nucleus. NCBI's taxonomy places the organism in Eukaryota, Viridiplantae, Streptophyta, Magnoliopsida, Cucurbitales, Cucurbitaceae. The transcript is spliced from 3 exons. Gene Ontology annotation, molecular function: protein serine/threonine phosphatase activity; cation binding. Gene Ontology annotation, biological process: protein dephosphorylation.
UGAACUGCCACUUCAUUCCUCUCCAUCAUUCCUUUCUUUUCUCUCCCUCUCUCUCUCUCUCUCUCUUUUCAUGCAUUCACUUAACAAGCUGCAUCUUACUAAUACCAUUUAGAAAGCUCCUCCGACAACUAGACGUCCGAAUGUGCGAUCCAACUACCAUGAUUAAAACCAAGAAUACUCGCCGGAGACGGCGGCUGAGAGUUCGUAAACUGAGGUACAAAUGGCAGAGGAAUGUGCACGCGAUAGAGGAAAGUGACAGCAACGAGUUAGGCCAUAAUGGACCUUCCGAAUCCAAUUCUGAUCCACUGGUACUCUCCGAGAAUGAAUCGAUUUCGGCCUUGGAUUGUGGAGUGUACAGUGAGAUGUCGAUUAUAGGGCGGAGAAAGGAGAUGGAAGAUGAAGUGAGAGUGGAAUUGGGAUUGACGGCGAUUAAUGAUGAAAAGUACAAUUUUUUUGCAGUGUAUGACGGACACGGUGGCGCUCAGGUGGCGCAGGUGUGCCGUGAACGGUUGCACCAGAUUGUGGCGGAGGAGAUUGUGGGUUGGGGAGAGAUGGAUGAGGCGGAGUGGGGGAAGUUGAUGGAGAAGUGCUUUGAGAGAAUGGACGACGAAGUGAACAGAGGUGCUGCUGCGAUGAAGACGGUCGGCUCGGCCGUGGUUGCGGCAGUGAUUGGGAAUGAGGAAGUGGUGGUGGCCAAUUGCGGCGAUUGUCGAGCCGUUUUAGGUAGGGAUGGAAUUGCGCUGCCCUUGUCUGACGAUCAUAAGCCUGGCAGAACUGAUGAGUUGAAGAGAAUUGAAUCUGCCGGUGGAAGGGUCAUAAACUGGAAUGGCUACCGGGUGCUAGGAGUUCUUGCCACUUCAAGAUCCAUCGGUGAUGAAUAUCUCAAACCAUUUGUUAUCUCAAAACCAGAAGUGACUGUGACCAAGAGAACCGACAACGAUGAGUUUCUCAUACUAGGAAGUGAUGGUCUAUGGGAUGUUGUUUCGAAUGAAAUUGCCUGCAACAUAGUGAGGAGAUGUUUUGGAGGCAAAUUGAAGAGGCUUUCGUUGAAAGUAGAGAAUGACAGCCAUGUUGCUGAAGCUGCAGCAGUGUUGGCAGAGCUCGCGGUGGCUCGUGGAAGCAAGGACAACAUCAGUGUAAUAGUAGUAGAUUUGAGGAAACCAAAACGUUCCUCUCCAUGAUGCAGCACAUAUAUCUUAACUUCUGCUUGCUGUGCCAUCCAUAGCAUUACCAGAAUCUCAAGGCUUCGUGCUUUCGUGUAGACUUUUUCAACUCGACUCUACUGCAAGCUCGCCGUGGAUUCAUUUUGUCUGUGGAUAGAGGUAAUUCUAUGGUAAUCAUAUGCUAAAAAUGGGUGUAGAACCAAGAAGUAACUGCAAUGAUAAUAUAACAGCUAAUUCAUUUUCUUUAUAACUUGUUCUUCAAUGUAUGUAUAUUGAUAUCUUACAUAGACUGGACUUGUGUUUUCUAUGUUUGAGAGUGUCUAAAAGACGAUGUUCUUCUCAACCGAGGGAUUUUAAGUUUUAUGGAAUGACAUUACUUUGUCUUUUCAUGUUA